AUGAGUAUUCGAAAUCAAGUAUUCGCCUGUUCCGUAGUGAGCUACCUUUGUUUUUCCACCGGAAUCAUCUCCUGCUGGCCAUCAUCAGUGAUCAAAGUAUUCAGCUCCGAGAAUACAACAUUAAAUAGAGUAAUGACGGAGACUGAAAUAUCUCUUCUUGGAGGUUUACCGUCCUUCGGGGCUCUUUGUACCAUUCCUUUAAUGGGGAAGGUUUUUGAUACAUUGGGGCGCAAAUAUACGAUAGUUAUGAUUUCUCUACUUCAAGUGAUCGGGUGGUCAAUAGUUUGUACGUUUGAUUACGUGUUAUCAACCCUUAUUGGCUUCCUCAUUACAGGCCUAUCGUCCUGCAUUUACCUUUCUGUGCCGGUAUAUGUUGGAGAGUUUUGUCAAGAGAGCAUUCGAGGUACAAUGACAUCAGGCGUAUUAGUCCUAUUUCCUGUGGGUUGGAUGUUCAGCUACCUGCUGGGAAUGUUGGAGUACCAUACUAUGAACUACGUCUGUCUCACUAUAAGUAUUGUAGGGACUCUGCUGAUGUUCUACUUGCGAGAAUCACCUUUAUAUCUAAUGAAAAAGGGUUUGGAAAAGGAAGCGGCAGAAGUGAUAGCCCACUAUAGGGGAAUAAAGGUUAAUAAUAAAAAGGUUCAUCGGGAAAUUGAAAAUAUCCAACGUGCUCUCAACCCUGUGUUUGAUGAUGUUACGAGUGAAACAGAAAAACUGCACCUGAACAAGAAGGAGAAUAAAAGCCUUAGCACAUGGCAAUUUUUAAAAAAGUCUCGAUCAACGCGUCGCGCUCUUCUAUUAUCGCUGGUCCUCUACACAGCUGCAAUAUUUCAGGGUCAAAUAGUAGUUCAAGUUUAUGCGGAACCGCUAUUUAGCUUAGCGGUUCCUAGUAUGUCUGCUACUCUCUCUAGCGUUUUAUUCGCUGUUGUUAACAUAUUUGCGGCACUUUUCGUGGUCUAUUUGGUGGACAGUUCAGGAAGAAGGCCAUUGAUGAUAUACUCGUCAAUUUGCACGGCGGUAUUUGCGGUCGCUCUUGGCUCGCAAAUCCAGUUCAGCUGGGCUCCUAACUGGGUCACAGCCGUCUUCAUUUAUCUCUUCUGCUUCACCUAUACUACGGGGGCCGGGACAAUACCCUUCACUAUGAGCGCGGAGAUAUUCUUGCCGGAUAUAAAGAAUUUUGCAACUAUAGUCUCUUUCGAGUACCUGUUCCUUGGAUUUUUCUUCGUUUUAUUUGUUUAUAAUCCUGUUGUCGCUGCAGUUGGAUUGGGCCCACUCUUCUACAUGUUUGCCGGAGUUUGUGUACUGACGACAAUCCUCUGCUUCUUCCUCAUGCCUGAAACAAAGGGAUUGACUGUUGAUGUCAUACAAUAUCAAUUUUGUUCACCGAAAGCGCAAAAUAGCGAAUAA
Pieris macdunnoughi is the source of this 1407-nucleotide messenger RNA. The record is from the annotation of a GenBank genome assembly. NCBI's taxonomy places the organism in Eukaryota, Metazoa, Arthropoda, Insecta, Lepidoptera, Pieridae.